AUGGUCCCCCCUAAUGAUGUUCCACCUGAAGAUAUUUGCCGCGACACCAAGAUUGACAUGAGAAGAAAACUCCAAGACCUUCUCUGUGUGAACAUAGACGAUCUCCAAGAAAAUAUCGACCAAAUCAGUAUCAUGGACAUCGGCUUCCACCAUAUCUAUCAUUCCAAAGGCACUUUACCAAAAUACGACGCGCGUUUCGACCUCGCCGACGCCAUCAUCAACAACUUCCGCCAAGCUCACGAGCGCUGGACGCUCUGCACGUCUACAUCCUUCCUGGUGCUGAAAGAGUACGCUGACGACGAGACCCGACCAUGCAUCAAACACGAGUACUUCGGCAGCCUGCUGCUGAAGACGUGGGAUAAUCCUAGGUUUGAUAUCAUUAUUCACGUAAUGUACCCAAUCAAGGAUAUGAACAGCUUGUCGCAGGUGGAUUACUUAUGCCGUGCUUUUAUAUUUCAGCUCGGUGUCGCAGUCCUCGAGAAAUACUACGAUAAGGAGCUGCAAGAGGGAUUAGUCAAGGCUUUCGACAAGUCCCACAAGCCACGCUGGCUUGCGGUGCUAAAAGAGCUCAUUGCUCACUUAGAGCGCUGUGCGAUUGGAAAUCAGAAGAUUCGCGUAUUUGUUGAGUUGCAUGGAGCGGGGACGGAUCAGACUGUCAAAUUGGUAAGCACUAUGUUAGACUUUAGGUGUGACGGACUGUCUCCUAUAUUUCAGUUCUUGAUUUCGGGGCUGGGAGCAGAUAGGGUGGCGAAGGAAAAUAUGUGGGAGACGGUUGAGCUGCUGUGGUUGGAAUAG
Molecule: messenger RNA, 795 nt
Organism: Didymosphaeria variabile
Lineage: Eukaryota; Fungi; Ascomycota; Dothideomycetes; Pleosporales; Didymosphaeriaceae
Exons: 1
Coding region: 1-795 (264 amino acids)
Source: RefSeq, a predicted model, not a curated record